Messenger RNA from Fraxinus pennsylvanica, 1095 nucleotides. NCBI's taxonomy places the organism in Eukaryota, Viridiplantae, Streptophyta, Magnoliopsida, Lamiales, Oleaceae. The record is from the annotation of a GenBank genome assembly.
AUGUUCAAGUUUUUCAUAUUCUUCUGUUUCAUCAUUUUGGCACAUGGGAAUCUUGGCCAUGGCUCAUCAGAGCCUAUGGUUGGGAUUUAUGAGCUCAAAAAAGGCGAUUUUUCUAUAAAGGUCACAAAUUUUGGUGCAAGAAUCGUCUCUGUUAAUCUUCCUGACAAAAAUGGGAAGUUAGCAGAUGUUGUUCUUGGUUAUGACACGGCCAACGAGUACAUGAACAAUUCGGGUAACUUUGGAGCAAUUGUUGGACGGGUUGCUAACCGCAUUGCUGGUGCUCAGUUUACAUUAGACGGAGCACUUUACAAGCUUGAUGCUAAUGGGGGCAAUGGGACUUACACGGUUCAUGGUGGGAAAAAUGGAUUUAGCCGAGUUAUUUGGAAGGUUAAAAAACAUGAAAAAGAGGGUCCAUCUCCUUACAUUACCUUGUCCUAUUAUAGUGCUGAUGGCGAAGAAGGUUUUCCGGGUGCUCUUGUGUCCUACGUAACCUAUGCUCUUUCUGAGCCGUACAAAUUAAUCGUAACAAUGAAAUCAAAAGCUUUAAACAAGGCCACUCCAGUGAACCUAGCCCAACACAGCUUCUGGAACCUUGGUGGUCACGACAGUGGGGAUAUUCUGUCGGACGAGCUCCAGCUAUCUGCAUCACGCAUCACACCUGGGGAUGAAGACCUAAUCCCGACUGGUGAAAUCGUAUCGGUUAAGAAAACACCGUAUGAUUUCCUCUCGCCCCGCGUGAUCAAAACCCAGAUGAACGAACUUCCCAAUGGAUCCAGAGGUUACGAUAUUAAUUAUGUCAUUGAUGGUUACGAGAGUAAAAAGAUGAAGCCUGUAGCUGUGGUUUAUAACAAGAAGUCUGGACGAGUAAUGAAGCUAUCAUCAAAUGCUCCCGGCGUACAGCUCUACACGGGGAACAACCUUAACAACGUGAAGGGGAAAGGUGGGUACAUUUAUCAAGCUUAUGCAGGCUUAUGUUUAGAGACUCAAGGUUUCCCAGAUUCAGUCAAUCACCCGAAUUUCCCCUCACAGAUUGUGACUCCGGGGAAGACUUAUGAACAUUACAUGUUGUAUACAUUUACCAUUAAUAAAGAUUAA